This is a messenger RNA of Daucus carota subsp. sativus, 1839 nucleotides long. RefSeq names its product phospholipid scramblase family protein C343.06c. Lineage: Eukaryota; Viridiplantae; Streptophyta; Magnoliopsida; Apiales; Apiaceae. The transcript has 12 exons. Gene Ontology annotation, cellular component: plasma membrane. Gene Ontology annotation, molecular function: phospholipid scramblase activity. Gene Ontology annotation, biological process: plasma membrane phospholipid scrambling. The coding region runs from base 158 to 1438 and encodes 426 amino acids. The record is from RefSeq and is a predicted model, not a curated record.
CCAAUACACUCAUUUUACAAAUAGGAAACAUCUAACGUGGACCCUGUUGUAUCACCAAAAGGUCCCACCUCACAACUCCUCUGCUCUCCGCGUUUUCGACUAAUCAGACCACUCAUGUUGAUUCACCUAGCUCUCUAAUCACUGAUCACAACCAGUAAUGAAUAGAAUCAAGGGCUUUCGUAUUUCUAGAGCUAGGGAAGAGAUAUGGAAAUGUGCGUCGUUGUAUUCGGGUAUGAUGAAGCUGGAAUCUUUUCUUGUUGAUGUUGUGAAAGUUCGGUCUUUUCAUUGUCGAGGACAAGGAGACGGUGGAGGUGUUGCUGGAGUGAGCAACGGGGAUCUUGAUGUGGGGAAGUUAUCCGUAGCGAUAAAGAAUUUGAAGCAGAGGUUUGUAGUGUCUUCGAGCUAUGAAGUCAAAGGUGGGAAUUUUUUUCGGGGAUACUCUUCGAGGUCAGGAAAGGAUCCUAAUAUAAGCCGAGAUUUUUUAGUUCAGCUUUGGGUUGAUGAUCGGAAGAAGAGAAAAAUUAAACAAAAGAGAAAGCAGAUCAGGGAAAGCUCUGUGAAUGUAAAUGAUGAAGAAACAGUGUAUGAUAAUCCAGCUUCUCUGCAGCAAGUAUUUGGAAAAUUAUUUUCAAAGGCAUUUGUUACAGAUGAAAAAACUAGUGAGCCGGAGAAACCAAUUCUGAAGCAACCGCCCCCUAGUCAACGCAUGACAGGCCCUCUAAAACCAGCUACAUCACUUGAGGCUCAGGUUGCACCUCUUCUUGCAAGAUCCACUUUGUUAAUUACCAGGGAUAUAGAAUGGGCCAAUCUCAUGCUGGGUUUUGAGCAGGAAAAUCGUUACGGUAUAGUUGAUGUCAGCUAUCCUGGAACACCUGUAGGUUUGAUUCGUGAGCAGAGUAAUAUAAUUGCCAGACAGUUGCUACGCACCAGACGCCCUUUCGUAGCUCACAUAACUGAUGCCUCCGGUAAUGAACUUUUCAGGGUUCGUCGUCCCUUUUGGUGGAUAAAUAGCUCAAUCUAUGCAGAGAUAAAUGGAAAGGAAGUUGGUGUUGUGCAUAGAAGAUGGCAUCUUUGGAGGAGGAUUUAUGAUUUGUAUUUAGGGAAUGAGCAGUUUGCAGUGGUUGAAAAUCCCGGGUUUUGGAACUGGACAUUUACUUUGAAGGACGUUAAUGGGGAGGUGCUGGCUCAGAUAGAUCGUGACUGGAGAGGUUUUGGUUUUGAGAUAUUGACAGAUGCUGGUCAGUAUGUGAUCAGAUUUGGGACUUCCGACAUUGUAUUAAAGAGUGGUCCUGCAUCACUGACUGAAGAGUUACAGGUAGUUCGACCUUUGACUCUGUCAGAAAGGGCAGUAGCUGUAGCACUUGCUGUGUCGCUAGAUAAUGAUUAUUUUUCACGACAUGGUGGAUGGGGACUUCCUUUUAUUGGAAUAGACGAAUAACUGACAUCAGAAGUAGUCAGAGUCAUUGCAGAUUGAUCCCCUCAGCGCCACCUUUUUUAAUUUUCUCAGCUAAUUGAUAUCCUUGUCUGAAACUUCUGCUUUUAUCAGCUAAAACCCGACAGUGCUGAAUGUUAUGAUUUGAGUCUAGCCCUAGCAGAGUGAUCCAGUCAUAAUUGAUAUUGACGAAAUAUCAGUAGUAUCAGUGAUCUCUAGUCUUAUUGUGUUUAACUUGCAAAUUACGUUAACAGGGGUAUGUAUAUUGCACGUUUGCUCUUACUGUAUCAGCUUGUCUGUCCUCGGUUGUUUGAGUUCUUUCUUUUGGUUGAAGGAUGGGGCGUAAACUUGCAUUAUUGCUGUUUGCCUCAAGGUUGGUGUCAUAAUUGAUUUGAAUUUGCAUCACA